Messenger RNA from Aspergillus udagawae, 951 nucleotides. Its product is annotated as putative 26S proteasome-associated ubiquitin C-terminal hydrolase. Gene Ontology annotation, cellular component: cytoplasm. The transcript is spliced from 3 exons. Lineage: Eukaryota; Fungi; Ascomycota; Eurotiomycetes; Eurotiales; Aspergillaceae. Gene Ontology annotation, biological process: protein deubiquitination; ubiquitin-dependent protein catabolic process. The coding region runs from base 1 to 951 and encodes 316 amino acids. The record is from RefSeq and is a predicted model, not a curated record. Gene Ontology annotation, molecular function: cysteine-type deubiquitinase activity.
AUGGCCGACGGCGGAGGCUGGAGCACGAUCGAGUCGGAUGAGGGCGUCUUCACCUCCCUGAUCGAGAAUCUCGGCGUCCAAGACGUCCAGUUCGAGGAACUCAUCUCCCUCGACGCAGACACAAUCCGGUCCCUCAGCCCCGUCUACGGCGUCAUCUUCCUCUUCAAAUGGAUCCGCGAACCCCCCUCAACAAACACCACCCAACCCCUCGACGGCACCUUCGUCACCUCCCUCCCUGAGAACCUCUUCUUUGCCGGCCAAACCAUCCAAAACGCCUGCGGCACCCAGGCCAUCCUCUCCGUCAUCCUAAACCAGGACUCCGCCUCAUCAACACCCUACCCCAUCAACAUCGGCCCGGAGCUCGGCUCCUUCAAGGACUUCACGACAGGCUUCCCUCCAGACCUCCGCGGCGAGGCCCUCUCCAACUCGGAGAUCAUCCGCACCGCCCACAACGCCUUCGCGCGCGCCUCGCCCUUCGUCGAUGAGACCGCGCGCACGGCCCAGGACGAGGAGGCAGAUGUCUACCAUUUUAUUGCGUACACGCCUGUCAACGGGGUGCUGUAUGAGCUUGAUGGGCUGCAGCCGCAUCCGAUUAGCCAUGGCGAGUGCGAUGGCGAGACGUUCCCCGAGAAGGUGAUCGAGGUUUUGCAGCGGCGCAUUGCGCGGUAUCCCGAGGGGGAGACGCGGUUUAACCUUAUGGCGGUGGUGAGGGAUUUGAGGGUCCGCGCCCGGGAGACGGGGGAUGUGGAGCUGUUGGAGCGGGAGGCGAGGAAGAGGCGCGCGUGGGCGUGGGAGAAUACCCUGCGCCGGUGGAACUUUGUAGGUUUCAUCGGGGAGAUGAUUAAGGGGGUGGCCGGGAUGAAGGAGAAGGAGGGGCCUGGGGCGUAUGAGGCGUGGGUGGAGAAGGCGAAGCAGGAAACUCAGAAGAGAUUGUUGAGUCGGAGAGGUUAA